This is a messenger RNA of Fragaria vesca subsp. vesca, 841 nucleotides long. Its product is annotated as hypersensitive-induced response protein 1-like. Lineage: Eukaryota; Viridiplantae; Streptophyta; Magnoliopsida; Rosales; Rosaceae. The record is from RefSeq and is a predicted model, not a curated record. The transcript has 5 exons. Bases 287 to 841 code for a protein of 184 amino acids.
AUCGCAGAGACAAAGACCAAAGUGUGUUCCAUUCUUGGUGAGAGGGUGAGAAAGGGCAGAGAGGAGAGAGAUAGGAAGAGAACAGAGAGUCCUUGUUUUUUUAUUCUUUCUGGUGUACCCAUUAUUAAUAUAGUGGAAGUGUUUUCUACCGGUGGAUGUAGGCAAAGGUUUUAUUGAACCACUUUAAAUCUGUGUUUUUUGUGUCUUAUCUCUGUGGUUGUUUCUCUUGAUUUGCUGUGUUCUUUUGGGGUUCCUGGACAUACAUAAUUGGCCGAUAUCACAACAUAUGGGUCAAGUAAUCAGUUGCAUUCGAGUGAAGCAAACAAAGGUUGCAGUGAAGGAACAUUUUGGGAAGUUCGAUGGCAUUCUUCAGCCAGGCUGUCACUAUGUUCCUUGGUGUCUUGGAUACCAAGUUGCCGGUGAGCUUUCAAUGCGCGUCCAACAGCAUUGGAUUACAUGUGAAUCCAUGACUAAGGAUCAUGUGUCUGUUAAUGUGACUACAUCAGUUCACUUUCAUCCAUCGGAAACAAAGGUGUAUGAUGCUUUUUAUAAGCUUAAGAACACCCCUCUUCAUAUACAAUCCUACGUUUUAAGUGCUAUCACUGAAAAUGUACCGAAGCUGGAAUUGAACGCUGUAUUCGAGGAGAAGAUUCGCAUAGAAAAUGCUGUUCAUGAGGCACUUACAGAGGGAAUGUCUACUUAUGGUUAUGAGAUUGUCAAGACCCUCGUUGUUGAUAUUGUGCCGAGUGAUUCUGUGAAGAAUGCAUUGAAUGAGAAUGCAGCUGCAAAGGAAAAGCUUGGACAGAUCACCACCGCAAGGCCAAUGGCUGUAGCUACAUAG